AUGACGUCCAUCCUCUCUGCUCUUCUCUGCCUCGGGCUGAGUUUGGACCAGAGGACCCAUGUGCAGGCAGGGACCCUCCCCAAACCCACCAUCUGGGCUGAGCCAGGCCCUGUGAUAAACUCAGGGACCUCUGUGACCAUCUGGUGUCGGGGGACCCUGAAGGCUCAGGAGUACCGGCUGUAUGCAGGUGGCAGGUACUUGAACAGACAGAAGUCCCUGGAGCCUGGAGAGAGGGUCAAGUUCCUCAUUACAGGAAAGUAUACAGAGAGAUAUACCUGUAACUACCUCAGCCCCACUGGCUGGUCAGAACGCAGUGACUCCCUGGAGCUGGUGGUGACAGGAUCCUACAGCAAACCCAGCCUCUCAGCCCUGCCCAGCCCUGUCGUGACCUCAGGAGGGAAUGUGACCCUCCAGUGUGACUCAGUGGAUAAAUUUGACAGGUUCAUUCUGACUAAGGAAGGACAUCACAGGCUCUCCUGGACAGUGGACUCACAGCAACAACCCAGUGGGCGGUCCCAGGCCCUGUUCCCUGUGGGCCCUGUGACCCCCAGCCACAGGUGGACGUUCAGAUGCUAUGGCUAUUUUGAGAAGCAACCCCAGGAGUGGUCGGACCCUAGCGACCCCCUGGAUCUAACGGUCUCAGGAAUGUACAUGGAACCCUUCCUCUCAGCGCAGCCGGGACCCUCAGUGGCCUGGGGAGCAACCGUGACCCUGCAGUGUGGCUCUGAGAUCUGGUUUGACACCUUCCACCUGCACAGGGAGGGGUCACUGGACCCUCCCCAGCACCUCCAUCCGCAGGACACGUCUGCACCCUCUCAGGCCACCUUCACCCUCAGUCCUGUGACCUCAGGCCACCAGGGGACCUACAGGUGCUAUGGCUCACGCAGCACCUCCCCCUACCUGCUGUCACAGCCCAGUGACCCCCUGAAGCUGGUGGUCUCAGUCUCUACACCCCAAGACUACACAGUGGAGAAUCUCAUCCGGAUGGGCGUGGCUGGAUUGAUCCUAUUGGGGCUCGGGGUGCUGCUAUUUCAGGCUCAAAAUGACAACAAAGGGGCCAUCGAUGCAGCCAGAUGA
Messenger RNA from Myotis davidii, 1077 nucleotides. RefSeq names its product leukocyte immunoglobulin-like receptor subfamily A member 6. Gene Ontology annotation, molecular function: inhibitory MHC class I receptor activity. Gene Ontology annotation, biological process: cytokine-mediated signaling pathway. The coding region runs from base 1 to 1077 and encodes 358 amino acids. Lineage: Eukaryota; Metazoa; Chordata; Mammalia; Chiroptera; Vespertilionidae. The transcript has 6 exons. The record is from RefSeq and is a predicted model, not a curated record.